Messenger RNA from Danio aesculapii, 2406 nucleotides. It is a transcript of the gene slc35g1, whose product is annotated as solute carrier family 35 member G1. The transcript has 3 exons. The coding region runs from base 101 to 1330 and encodes 409 amino acids. The record is from RefSeq and is a predicted model, not a curated record. Gene Ontology annotation, biological process: calcium ion export across plasma membrane; regulation of cytosolic calcium ion concentration. Lineage: Eukaryota; Metazoa; Chordata; Actinopteri; Cypriniformes; Danionidae. Gene Ontology annotation, cellular component: plasma membrane; endoplasmic reticulum membrane.
UUAUUUAACUUGUUGCUCGGUAAGGUACCAUUCCUACCCGAAGGCAACCGUGUGUCAAGACGCGUGGUCAAGGUAUGCCCGGCAGCUGCUCUCCUCUGUCAUGGGUGAUAUUAGACAGCGCAAUGGCUCUGUGAGUAAUAAUGACACAGAUUUAUCUGUUGUCCCUUAUACAGCGGACGACAUCAGGGUGCUUUGUCAUAAAGUUGAAGAUGGGAAGGUUGGGGAGGAAUUUGAGAUGCGAACUCUAUCGGAAGUGCCGGAUGGGGACGCUGGGGAGUCCCGAGCGGUCAACCGCGUUGCUUUUUACCGGGUUUGUUUGCCCUGUAAGAGAAGCGACACUCACCGUGACGAGGAGGAUGAUGAUGAUGAUGGUGAGGAGGACACGGGGGAAAACACCGUUCAGAAAGAAAAGCAGCCAUCAUGUCCGGGGCUGGGCCUCAUGUACAGCUUGUUAGCAUCUGUCUUCUUCUCCAUUGCGGCUCUUCUUGUGAAGAAAAUGGAGGGGAUGCACGCCAUCCAAAUCAGCGCCAUUCGCUGCUUCUUCCAGAUGCUGUUUGUCUUGCCAGCCAUGAUAUAUUACAAGACUGGCUUUUUGGGACCAAGAGGUAUGCGAAUCUACCUGUUCCUCCGUGGCUUUCUAGGCUCCAAUGCCAUGAUCUUGUUGUAUUACGCAGUUCUUCAGAUGCCCCUGGCCGAUGCCACAGUCAUCAUGUUCAGCAAUCCAGUCUUCACUGCCUUGCUGGCGUGGAUUUUCCUCAAAGAGCGAUGCACGAUAUGGGACGUGGUCUUCACUGUGUUCACACUCACCGGCGUCAUUCUGAUAGCCAGACCUCCAUUCCUGUUUGGCGGCGAAUUGUCUGGAAUUGAAGGGGAUUAUACCAGUCAUAUCAAAGGCACAGUGGCCGCCUUUUCCGGAGCAGUCGGAGCAGCUUGCACUAUGGUCAUUCUGAGAAAAAUCGGGAAAAGUGUUCAUUACUUCCUCUCCGUAUGGUACUAUGCAGUUCUGGGACUCAUCGAAUGUGUCGUUGUCCUGUUCAUUUUGGACGAGUGGACCAUUCCGUCCUGCGGCUGGGAUAGAUGGACGCUCAUGGCCAUCGGGGUGCUCGGGAUAGCCGGACAGGCCUUUCUUACCAAAGCCCUGCAGAUCGAGAAGGCGGGACCAGUCGCACUUAUGAGGACGAUGGAUGUGGUGCUGGCCUUUGUCCUGCAGUUCCUCUUUCUCAACCGCAAGCCAACAUGGUGGAGUUUAGGAGGAGCGCUGUGUGUGAUCAGCAGCACCAGUGGUGUGGCUGUAAGGAAGUGGUAUAACAGCACAAGGCGGAAGAGCUGAUCACACACACUAUAGGGAGGUGAAGAUUCAUUUUAUAUAUGUUUGCUACAGAUAACUGCUGCGUUAGAUACCAAAGAGGCUUUUCACUGUUAAAAUAUACAGCUAUGGAAAAAAAACGAUGAGGUUACUUGAGAUAUUCUCUCUUUCUCUGGGUGUGCUGCUAGAUUUGAUCAUGCUAAAUGUUGAUAAAAUGUUGAUCGUUGUUUUGUCAUGUAGUUUUUAGCAGCAGAUAACCUGGGAGGACUAGGAAAAGUCUAACACUAGCAAAUUGUGCUCACAACUAGUUUUUAAAAGCAUAUGCGGCUCUAGCUUAGUGGUUAACAGCAGAUGGCGCUCUAUGCCAAUUUUUAACAGCAAAUGGCGCUUUAGCCUAGUUUGUAACAUCAGAUGGUGCUAGCACAUAGCGGUCUUGGCUAAUGUUUAACAGCAGAUGCCGCUCUAGGCUAGUAUUUAACAGCAGAUGGCGCUCUAGGCUAGUGUUUAACAGCAGAUGGCACUAGCGAAUGGCGCUCUAGGCUAGUUUUUAAUAGUAAAUGGUACUCUGUUCAUUUUUAACAGCAGAUGGCACUCUAGGCUAGUGUUUAACAGCAGAUGAUGUUCUAGGCUAGUGUUUAACAGCAGAUGAUGUUCUAGGCUAGUGUUAACAGCAGAUGAUGUUCUAGGCUACUUUUUGACAGCAGAUGCCACUUUAGGCUAGUUUUUAACAACAGAUGGGGCUCUAGCUUAAUGGUAAACAGCAGAUGGCGCUCUAGGCUAAUUUUUAACAGCAGUUGGUACUCAAGGAUAGUUUUUAAUAGCAGAUGUUGCUCUAGCCUAGUUUGUAACAGUUUGUAAUAGUGAUUAACAGCAGAUGGGACUAGCAAAUGGCACUCUAGGCUAGUUUUUAACAGUAAAUGGCACUCUAUGUUCAUUUUUAACAGCAGAUGGCACUCUAGGCUAGUGUUUAUCAGCAGAUGACGCUUGAGCCUAGUGUUUAACACCAAAUGUGGCUCUAGGAUAGUUAUCAACAGCAGAUGGCACUAAAAAAUAGUGUUCACGGCUAGUUUUUAACAAAAGAUAUCUAGCUAAUGAAGAUG